CCUUAGCUUUUUUUUUAAUUGUGUCACUAAUUCAUGUAAAGUAUAAAUGAAUUUUUAAAAUAGUCGUGUUUUUCGAAAACUCGAAAACGAUUCUGGUCCGUAAAUCCAAAGCUUCCGAACUCGGCGCAUUCUCGUGCAAGGCUGAAGGUCAGAGUCCGGAAAGCAGAGCUUGUAAUCGAACCAGAGGCCAAAUAUACGCGAGGCUGAUGUUUUCCUGCGGGGCGCGUUCAUGGGUUCAUGGGGGGCUAUAAGACUAGAGACGAACUUCAAAAAAGAUGAACUCGGACAAGAACAGCUGUGCUUUAAAAAACCAAUUUCUCAUGUGGUAACAUUAUAUGGACAAUGGCAAUCAAUAAGUCAGGUAUCAGGUACUGAAAAUGGCGUUGUGUGUCUAGCGCGCACAGUAUACUGCUUUUUAGUCAUGACAUUUACUAAUUGAUUUAGAUGGUGAUUCUUGAUCAUACAAAGUUACAAUACAGCAUAAUAAUGGAAUAAAACUUGUCUAGGCUGAUAGCUCAAUGUUUUCAAGCAAACAACAUCUUCGGAAAUGUACUCCCGAAAAUGGUACUGACCGAGAAGAGUUUUUGUCAUUGUUAGUGGACGAGUAUUUGAAUUCUAAUUCGUAUGAUGCAAAGUGCCAAGUAUUAGCUAAUUUGGCUAAUUUUGGGUACGAUCCUGUGAAUUAUGAUUACAUCCGACGAGUUGGUGUCCUGGACAUUUUCCUGUAUGUUUUGAAGAAUGAAUCGGACAUCACGUUGCUUCAUUUCGCCUGUGCAGGGAUUUGCAACUUAUGCAUAGAUCAUCUGAAUGCAGAAUAUAUUCUGGCAAAUGCCGGAUUGAAACCAAUUAUCGACCGGUUAGGAAGCCAACACUGUGAAACUGUCGCUGAUACAAUCACUAUAUUAAUCAGUUUAUUCAACAAGGAGACAGGAGCUGAUAUAAAAACUACUGAAGUAAUACAGCGCAUGCACGACUUAGCAAAAUCAGAUGACAAAAGGCUUGUAAAUUUAGCUUCUUUGUUCCUCAAUAUUACUCAUAAUUAGAAUCAUGGAAAAAGUUGAAUGACAACCCUCAAGAUGUUGUCAAACAGAUUUCCAUUUCUAGUUGCCAAUAACAAAAAUUAUCAAAAAAUUUGUAAACUACACACGACAUCGUUUAGCAGUACAGCUUUCAAAGCUGGCGAUAAAAUCCGAAUACAAAAGACAUUGACGCAGAAGGAUCUCGAUGCGUUUUCUAAUCUCACAAGUGACCAUAAUCCGCUGCAUAAGAAUAAUGGGAACAAGAGGCCCAUCGUUCACGGGGCGCUACUGAACGGCUUGGUGGCGGGACUCAUCGGCACGCACCUGCCCGGCCCGGGCACCGUCGUCGUGUCCCAAACCAUGAAGUUUCCAAAUAAAUGCUUUGUUGGAGAAAAGCUGACUAUAAGCGUGGAACUGGUAGAUGUUAGAAAGAUCCUCAAAGUUAAGUUCUUUUGUAUUGUUGAAGAGGAAAAGAAGGUUGUGUUUGAGGGCGAGGCUAAACUCAUUCUAGCCAAAGACUGUUAAUUUUUUUUUACAUAGUUGGUUCUGAAAAUAACCUAAUAUACAUAAUAAGAUAUUAUAAAUACUGUUCACUUUCCAUGCGUCUCCUAGGAUAUGUGAUUUUGUAUAUUAUUUUAUUUUGAAAUACUACAUACAUAUUACCUAGAGUUUCCGGACUGUUCAAAUAAUCCGCACUCUUUUGCCCUAGAAGACACGUCCAUUUUAAGAAAUACAGUUCCUUACACAUUUAUAAUAUUAUCACAUUAUCAGUAUUAUACACAGAAAUUUGUGUUAAAUAAGUUAAAUUCACGGUACCAGGUUUGUCAGGCUAGACCCCUAUCGCUGACGUUGAUUUAGCUCUUCAUAUAAUGAUUAGAUUUUAAUAAAGUUUAUAUGUAUGUUUAAGCUCUGAUUACUAUUUCAAUAUAUUAUGCAUAUAAGUGAAAAUCUAUAAUAUGAAAUGUGAUUUAAUAUAAUAAAUAAUAUAGUGUGCCAAUUAAGUAGCUUCUAACUCUAGGUUAGAAACUAUAAACUCUUGUGAAGUACAAUUUAGGAAUUAUUCUACUAUAAUUAAAAUGUAAGUCCGUCUGGUUAUAUAUCUCUUAUUAAAUGAAGUUCAUCUGAAAUUGUCCAUUAUAGUCAAUAACUUGUUAAGACUGAUAGUCUCUAAUUUAUUGUUUUGUAUUCAAUUAGACAUCCUUAACUGAAGAGGAUUUAUAGAUUUCUAUAUUUACCGCUAUAAAUGUUGUUACCGAAAUGGUUUUCAUUUAAAAAGCUGAAAGGUUUAGCUUGCAAGUUGACAUGUUAGUCGGCUGUGGGCCCUUAAUAGUCAUCUUUUCGCGCGGUAAUUUAUACGCGAUGGGCGGCACUGUAUGAUUUUGUUGUUUAAUCCCGACCACAAAUCGCCUUUUCGAUGCAACGCUGUCUCGACUUCUAGAUGUUCAAUUUACACAAAAUCAAUUAGUACUAAAGUUGAGUUUUCGGAACCGUUAUUAGUAAGGUCCUGAACAGUGGAAUUAUAAGCUAUAUUAAGAGGAAAUACCAGCUGAGCCCCAUCUCAGAUUUCAGAAUUUUAGUAAAAUAUCUCCGUUCCGCUAACGGGGAGGGCCUCUAAUAUUAGUGCAUGAAGGACAACUGCACCUUAGGCGAAAAAUCCUGCGCAAAAAUCCCCGAAAUCGAGGUUUCAUUCUCGACAUUUUUCUCCUCCAAAACUUAAGCAAUCGUAACGAAAUUAUUGGAAGGGAAUGAGAAAUAAAUUACCUGUGUCUGACCGUUUUGAUUUUUGCGUUUGUUUCAUGCUGAUUUUGUAUGCUAGGCGUCUGUUUACGGAGCAUUUAUUUGGCCGUUUUUAGCGCUGUUUGUAGUCACCUAGUUCUUAUAAAAACAAGAAUAUCAAAAACAGCAAAACGUAUAGGUACUAGUAAUAUUGAACUGAUAUAAAAAUAAAAUCAUUUAGGGCCAAAAUCCAGAGAGGAAAAUGUCGAGAACGUUUGUAAGGAAAAAUGACCACUAAUGUUUCCUCUUAACGCUUUAACUGUCGUAAAAAUACGCGGAACUUGGUUGGUUAACUUUUUAAGACUUUACGUCUCUAAACUUAAAUAAUUAACCAUGGAAACUAUUCAUCUCUGUUAAUGAAUAAUAUUUAUUAUUAAUCUCUGUUAAUGAAUAAUAUUUAUUAAUGAAUAAUAUUACAAGCAUCAGCUUGUGGGUUGUGUGUGUGUUUUUUAAAGUAUUUUUUGUUAUAUACAAAUAACACUGCGCAUAAUGAUCUUCACCGAUGUUGCAAGUGAUGUCUGUUGACUUGACCGUCAUGUGUUUAAUAGAAACUGACUAUGUUGAACUCGAUGUUCCAAACCGUCUGUAAUUAUGGAAAAAGUGUGUGCUACACACAAUGUGCAUUUUAGAUUUUCGAAAUGGUUUAAGCUUACUAAGCUGAGGAUUUCACGCAGAAAUUUCGAAACUAUAAAUUAGGGUUCCUAGUUUGACUACGAAGCUCUAAAUAUACUUCGUAAUAUAUGUUUUAGGUUAUAUUUUGUAUAAAGGUAUGCUAAAAUUUUGGCUUAGUGAUCGCAUCAACGUAACAUAUAAUAUUGAGGCAUGUUAGUGUUCUCUCUAUAACAUAAACAUUUUACGGUAUAUUUGUUAUUAUCGAUACACAUAAAAUAUGGGUAUUCUUACAGAAUAAUUAUUGUAUUCUGGAGGCAUUCUCUUCAGCAGAAAAAUGAUAACAAAUAUGACUGUAUGCUGUGCCUCGCUAAUAUUUAAAAAAAUUGCCCAAGGUGCAUCUUGACUUUUUGUUAGUAAGUUCUGUUUAAUUUUAACUGCAAUUAGUUUGUCUACUACUCAGUACAACAAACAACUACAGUUAACCCUAAAGAAUAUGUACAUGGAUAUUAUAUAUGUAGAAACCAAUAAGUUUUUUUAAUUAAAAUAUAACUAAUUGGUUUUUGGGCAUUUUACUUCUAUAUACUUUUUGACUAAAUAAGGUAAGGUAAGACUAUCACUGGGGCAAGACAAACACUUGUAUGGAAUCUUCAUACUGUUUGUCUUGCCUCGAGCAAAACAAACUAUGUUCGUCUUUACCACCCUACCCUAGUGUUUAACAUUAGCUUCGUGUUUGUGACGACAGGUAAUCCGCCGCCGUUAAGAUACCGAAUUAAGUUACAAUGCCCGAUUCACCUAUUAUUAUAGGAAGGUACAUUUUGUAUUACAUAUAUUGAGCUAAGCUAAUCACUCAAUUUGCUGUUACGUUUACUCGUAGGUAAGAUUGUGCCGAAUGGCAAAUGCUGCUUGUUAGCCCUAUGUUAAGAAGCUAGCCUUGCUCGUUAGCCCUUCGGUAAGAAGCUAGCCUUUGCCCGGAGAGUGAUGCUCCACAGCGGACUACUGUUGUCGCUGCCGCUAAUCGCAAACCUCGGCUCUGUUCAGAGUAAGACGUGUGCAGUCCUUUUUGACUUUGACUUGUUUUGUUGUUUAUUUAUUUUACCCAUGCAAUUAUUAUAAAUAUUAAGUAUGAUUUGUAUUUUUUCUCUGUGCCUUGUUGAGUUUCAGUUGACUUUCAUUAAACAUUUUUCUUGUUAGUA
Cydia pomonella (codling moth) is the source of this 4600-nucleotide messenger RNA. RefSeq lists its product as uncharacterized. NCBI's taxonomy places the organism in Eukaryota, Metazoa, Arthropoda, Insecta, Lepidoptera, Tortricidae. The record is from RefSeq and is a predicted model, not a curated record.